This is a messenger RNA of Bombyx mandarina (wild silkworm), 1359 nucleotides long. RefSeq names its product tubulin beta chain. Lineage: Eukaryota; Metazoa; Arthropoda; Insecta; Lepidoptera; Bombycidae. The record is from RefSeq and is a predicted model, not a curated record. Gene Ontology annotation, biological process: microtubule-based process. Gene Ontology annotation, molecular function: GTP binding; structural constituent of cytoskeleton; GTPase activity. Gene Ontology annotation, cellular component: microtubule.
UACUUGAAAGAUAAAAUGAGGGAAAUAGUUCAUAUCCAAGGAGGCCAAUGCGGAAACCAGAUUGGGGCUAAGUUCUGGGAAGUUAUAUCCGAUGAGCAUGGCAUCGAUCCGACGGGAACGUAUCACGGAGACUCCGACCUCCAGCUGGAGCGCAUCAACGUAUAUUAUAACGAGGCGACCGGAGGAAAGUACGUGCCUCGGGCUAUCCUUGUGGACCUGGAGCCCGGGACAAUGGACUCUGUACGCUCUGGACCAUUCGGUCAGAUCUUCCGUCCGGACAACUUUGUCUUUGGGCAAUCGGGUGCUGGUAACAACUGGGCUAAGGGUCACUACACCGAAGGCGCAGAGCUGGUAGAUUCUGUGCUUGAUGUAGUCAGAAAAGAAGCUGAAGGUUGCGACUGUCUGCAAGGAUUCCAGUUGACUCACUCACUUGGCGGAGGAACUGGGGCUGGUCUUGGAACGUUACUUAUUUCUAAAAUUCGUGAAGAAUACCCCGAUAGGAUCAUGAACACCUUUAGCGUUGUUCCUUCACCGAAAGUGUCUGACACCGUAGUUGAGCCGUAUAACGCAACCCUCUCCGUACAUCAGUUGGUGGAGAAUACAGAUGAAUCAUACUGCAUUGACAACGAGGCUCUGUAUGAUAUCUGCUUCCGCACCCUGAAGCUAACAACCCCAACUUAUGGCGACUUGAACCACCUUGUUUCAGCGACAAUGUCAGGCGUGACGACUUGCCUACGGUUCCCUGGUCAGCUGAAUGCAGAUCUGCGCAAGCUAGCAGUGAACAUGGUGCCGUUCCCACGGUUGCACUUUUUCAUACCGGGUUUCGCGCCUCUGACGUCACGCGGGAGUCAGCAGUACCGUGCGCUGACGGUGCCGGAGUUGACGCAACAGAUGUUUGACGCGAAGAACAUGAUGGCGGCUUGCGAUCCGCGCCACGGUCGCUACCUGACUGUGGCCGCUAUUUUCCGAGGUCGCAUGUCUAUGAAGGAGGUGGACGAACAGAUGAUGAACAUUCAAAACAAGAACUCAUCGUACUUUGUUGAGUGGAUUCCAAACAAUGUUAAAACAGCGGUUUGCGAUAUUCCGCCUCGAGGACUAAAAAUGUCUGCUACAUUCAUAGGCAACUCAACAGCAAUACAGGAGCUGUUUAAACGUGUCUCGGAACAGUUCACGGCUAUGUUCAGGCGCAAAGCGUUCUUACACUGGUAUACGGGCGAGGGUAUGGACGAGAUGGAGUUCACCGAGGCAGAGUCAAACAUGAACGACCUGGUAUCGGAGUACCAACAGUACCAAGAUGCUACUGCUGAAGAAGAAGGCGAGUUCGACGAGGAGGAAGAAGGGGGAGACGAGGGCGACUAG